Caenorhabditis briggsae is the source of this 240-nucleotide messenger RNA. The record is from RefSeq and is a predicted model, not a curated record. The coding region runs from base 1 to 240 and encodes 79 amino acids. The transcript has 2 exons. Lineage: Eukaryota; Metazoa; Nematoda; Chromadorea; Rhabditida; Rhabditidae.
AUGAAAUUUUUGAUUUCUCUAAUUAUUUUACAUUUUCUAUUCGUUCAAAUUUAUUCGUUCACGCUGUAUCGAGCACAAAAACCAAAUCAUCACUCGGGAUCAGAUAGUCGCAACAAAUCGGAAAAUGUGGAUCUAGACGAGACGGACGGCGAUUCGUUCGAUCGAAUGCGGAAUGUACUGGGAAGUAUGAACCCAGCGUUGGGUCUGAUGCACAGAAUACGGUAUCGUGAGAAGAAAUGA